UUGUUCAUCCGGAGAGAAGCCUGACUUGUCAAAGAAUCAAAUCAAUCAAUACUACGAACAACAGGUGCUUCAGCAAAACAUCGUCCCUUUUGCAAAGACAUCCACAUUGACUCCUCCUCAGACUCCUCCCCCCCCCCGUAUGCUUGACUGUACUCCUUCUACUCCACCACCUCCUCACCUUUUCCUCCAUCCUCUUCCAUGUUGCUCAGUACCCUGGUACAGGAUGAAGCCAUCAGACGCGUGCGCUUUGGAAUCAGCGCUUUGGAUCAGCAAUUUGCUUGAGGACGGGAGCAUCAAACCCUUGCGCAUCAACAACCAGAGUUGCGGCUAGGAGGGCCAACGGAGUGAGUAAAACUUUGCAGGGACAGCUAAAUCACAAUUUUACGGCGAAAAGGUUCCGACAGUACCGACGUGGCCCCUCGCCGCAGAAACAGCUGUUGCAUCUUGUCCCAGAAAUAGACUCGGACGAUUCAGCACGUUAUGGCGCGAUAUUGAAGCUCCUUAGCAACUGAUGAGGACGUGCGACGUCGGGAUGACCAACCGGUAUUUGACGACCGUGUUUUUCACCUCGUUGGAGAGUCGAGCGGGGAAGAACAAAGUCAGCGAGAGGGAGAAGGGGAGGGGACCAAAGAGCCGGCGAGGGAAGGUGUGAAGCCAACGUUCAGAGAAAGGAAUCAAAGCGCCACGCUGACAGGCAAAAAGCCGGAGGGAGUCAAAAACUGCCAAGCGGAAGGAGGAAAGAAAGAAAAAAAAAAACAAUUGACGGUAUCAAAGAAUUGGCCGAACGCCCAUUUAAUGCCGGAGGAUUGCGUUUUGCCGACAAAGCCACGAGGGGUUAAUUUUAUUCUCCAUGAAGCCGCAGAGAAGACCUUCCAGCUAAUUUUUCAACCACCAACGGGGCAACUAGCACACCAUCAUGGAUGUCCCUCCUCCAAACAGCACUUUUGACAACACAACGCAUACCCAGGCCGCCCCUCAUAGCCUUUGGGAGGUUAUCACCAUAGCAACAGUCUCUGCCAUUGUAAGCUUGAUCACGAUUGUAGGUAACGUUUUGGUCAUGGUGUCCUUCAAAGUUAACAGCCAGCUGAAGACUGUUAACAACUACUACCUACUGAGUUUGGCUUUUGCAGACCUCAUUAUCGGAGUGCUCUCCAUGAACUUAUACACGACAUAUAUACUGAUGGGUUACUGGUCCUUAGGAAGCCUCGCGUGUGAUCUCUGGCUAGCUAUGGACUAUGUAGCCAGCAACGCUUCUGUGAUGAAUUUACUGGUCAUCAGCUUUGACAGAUAUUUCUCCAUCACGAGGCCGCUGACUUACAGGGCUAAGAGGACUCCAAAAAGGGCCGCCCUCAUGAUAGGCCUUGCGUGGCUGGUGUCGUUUGUCCUUUGGGCACCGCCAAUUCUGUGCUGGAAGUACAUUGUAGGGGAAGAAAAGGAAUCCGAGGACCAAUGCCAGAUUCAGUUUUUAACAGAGCCAGUGAUCACAUUUGGGACAGCCAUUGCCGCUUUCUACAUCCCAGUCUCCGUCAUGACUAUUCUCUACUGUAGGAUCUACAAGGAGACGCAGAAGCGGACCAAGGAUCUGGCAGAGCUGCAAGGGCUCACGAGCGAUCAUGUCUCCGAGGGAGCUCAACCGCAAAAACCCACCAUUCGCUCUUGUUUCCAUUUCACCAGAGAGAGGAGAGAAAGGAGUCAGGCUUCCUGGUCGUCCUCCAACCAAAGUAACGUGACAAAAACCACCAUUAGGUCAGAUGAAGUGUGGGUGAAAGCUGACCAGAUCGCCUCCUUUAAUAGCUACUCCUCAUCUGACGAGGAGGAGCGUCACAUUUCCAUCGAGACCCCGCAAGGCUCUUUGAGAGAUACCGGUCCCAAUGACAAGAAUGGCCAAGCGACGGAUUACGCAGAUGAUCAGUAUUUCUCAACCCCUUCUAAGGAGAGUAGUAAGAAGUGCAUUUCGUAUAAGUUCACACCUAGCUCGAAGGGUAUCAGCGGCAGCCCUGCGCCGGCAGCUCCUCGACCUCCCGAUGCCGAGCGGAAAAACGCUUCGCCUUCCUCCUCCACUGCCUCCAAGCCGAUGGACGCGGGCCUCAAGAACCAGAUCACCAAGAGGAAGCGAAUGGUACUGGUGAAGGAGAAGAAGGCGGCCCAGACACUCAGCGCCAUUCUGCUGGCGUUCAUCCUCACGUGGACUCCGUACAAUAUCAUGGUGCUGAUCUCCACAUUUUGUACCACGUGCAUCCCCACGUCCCUUUGGCACCUGGGCUACUGGCUGUGCUACGUCAACAGCACCGUCAACCCCAUGUGCUACGCCCUGUGCAACAAGACCUUCCAGAAGACCUUCCGUAUGCUUCUGCUGUGCCAGUGGAGGAGGAAGAGAGGUGAGGACAAGCUGUACUGGUGCGGACAGAAUGCGAAUGUUAACCACAAAAUGACUUGAUGGUUAACUCAUGAUUUUGUUGCCCGUUUACCUAGCGGAGUCGUGGUCUGCCCGCCGUUCGGGGCGUUUGUAAAGGGGUGGAGUCGGUCAGCAAUGAGAACCGGUAGACCACCAAUGUCCGCCAGUAUCGCGGCACACGAGUUGCUUUUGUCAUCGCGUUGCUCUUCCCGGUAUGGUCUAUUGUGUCGUCGGCAUGAAGUGCUGCAUGUGAUUUAUUUAUUUACUUGACUUACUUUUGUGAAAUACACGUCGGUCAGAACAUUUUAAAUGAAUCAGAUGUUCCUCCGCAGUUGUUAAUUACAAAACAACAGUAAGAAAGAAACUUGAACAAGUGUAUUGUUAUUAUUUUCAUUAGCUGUUAAGUUAUUUGUGUUUUGCCACCCAAAGUGACAAUGUUGUGUGUGCGAUCAUAAAGGCUGCAUGUUUUUAAAUGUGAAAUUCCUUUCAAACAUUCACAGGUAUGCCACAAUGUCGGCUUGAAAUUAAAAAAAUGAUUUUUCCUGUUAAUGAGUCAUUUACAUUAAGGCUUAAUGACUUGAAUCAACAUGAACUUUUCCUUACUUUUUUCCAUCGAACUGGUUGCAGUGCAUUUUGUUCCAAGGGCUAAUCUCUGGAUCUGCAUUACUUCCAACAGUGGUAAUAUGACAUUCGGAAUGAAUUGCUCAUCUGCUUUAUUUAUCGACAUUCGUAUUAAAGUACAAAAAACUAUUCAAUGUCAUGUGUCGACAACUCCUAUAUCAAGUAAAGUGCAGUAUCCAUAACGCCCGGCUUGCCGUAUUUCUCGACGAUUGAUGUCUGACGCUGUAAUAUUAAGAAUCAUUGCAGACUUUUGAUGAUGUCGUGUCCAACUCUGUGCCUUCCGCUCAGAGGCCGAAUGCCAUUUUGUGAUCGAAUCUGUGCUCAUUGUCUGUGCGGUUCAGUGAAAGUGAAUCUGUGUGUAAAAAUUAGAGGAGUGAAAUGAGAAAUCUUGUCACAGCCCGUCUGUCCUGACCUAUUCAGUUGAGAUGAUUAACUCGGUCGAGAUUUUAUGAUGGCUAAAUCGUGAAGGUAAGCACUUAGCUGAGCUCAGAAAAUGAAGUUUUGCAACAUGGCCUCCCACCAUUCUCUGCUUGUUUGACAGGUGAUCAUGUCCACACUUUGUAAUAAUUAACAUUUUUCCUGACAUAUAAUUGUGCAUUUACCAAUUGUGGAUUUACUUUGCCCCGUGAAGUUUUUACUUUUUGUGAGGCAAUCUUUUAGGGAUCUUAACACCAUUUUUGUGUUCUUCAGAAUUCACAUAUUAACAUGGUUUAAAAAAAAGGCAAAAAAAGAAUAGCAGUGCCCUGUGUUCUGAACUUGCAGAAAGGACAACUUAAAAGCCCUUUUGAUUGACACUUUCACUCAUUUAAUAAAUGUCAUUGUGAUAUCUU
This is a messenger RNA of Hippocampus zosterae (dwarf seahorse), 3846 nucleotides long. It is a transcript of the gene chrm5b, whose product is annotated as cholinergic receptor, muscarinic 5b. NCBI's taxonomy places the organism in Eukaryota, Metazoa, Chordata, Actinopteri, Syngnathiformes, Syngnathidae. Gene Ontology annotation, molecular function: G protein-coupled acetylcholine receptor activity; G protein-coupled serotonin receptor activity. The coding region runs from base 917 to 2437 and encodes 506 amino acids. The record is from RefSeq and is a predicted model, not a curated record. Gene Ontology annotation, biological process: G protein-coupled receptor signaling pathway, coupled to cyclic nucleotide second messenger; adenylate cyclase-inhibiting G protein-coupled acetylcholine receptor signaling pathway; chemical synaptic transmission. The transcript is spliced from 3 exons. Gene Ontology annotation, cellular component: plasma membrane; synapse; dendrite.